Messenger RNA from Scylla paramamosain (green mud crab), 2757 nucleotides. RefSeq names its product probable RNA polymerase II nuclear localization protein SLC7A6OS. The coding region runs from base 1484 to 2461 and encodes 325 amino acids. The transcript has 8 exons. Gene Ontology annotation, biological process: developmental process. The record is from RefSeq and is a predicted model, not a curated record. NCBI's taxonomy places the organism in Eukaryota, Metazoa, Arthropoda, Malacostraca, Decapoda, Portunidae.
UACUUUCCAGCUAGUUAAGUAUUAUUUGCACAAAGGUGACAUACAAGUUUAUUAGAUUUGUCAUGAGCGAGGCAUGCAAAAAUGUACGGUAAAGUUUCGGCAUGUUUAGACGUUAAGUUUAUUCCCACGCAGUAUUGUUUUUCGGUGUUUUUAAUAUAUGCUUCUAUUAACCAAUAACCGCUUCAUAUUCAACCUCGUAUAGAUAUUUAAAUAAGAGCGAGAAUAAAGUUAUGUAUUAUUUGCACAAAGGUGACAUACAAGUUUAUUAGAUCUGUCAUGAGCGAGGCAUGCAAAAAUGUACGGUAAAGUUUCGGCAUGUUUAGACGUUAAGUUUAUUCCCACGCAGUAUUGUUUUUCGGUGUUUUUAAUAUAUGCUUCUAUUAACCAAUGACCGCUUCAUAUUCAACCUCGUAUAGAUAUUUAAAUAAGAGUGAGAAUAAAGAAAUACUACCUUGAUCUUGCUUGUGUUUAAUCUUUUGCUUGGCGUAACGUGAGUUUGUCCGGUUGUUAUCGCCUAUCGCACUCUUUAAAUUCAGUGUUAUUAACUUAGAACCGUAAAAAAAACACCCUUGAAAAUCCGUCACUUCAACUAGAGCCUUUUGGAGUGUUUCUACUGUUAACAAUGUAUAAAUCUUGUUAAUCUGUCACUACAACCGUAAAAACACCCUUAAAAAUCCGUGUCACUUCAACUAGAGCCUUUUAAAGAGUGUUUCUACUAUUAAUAACGUAGAGAUUUUGUUAAUAUGUCAUGAUAACCUUAAAAAACAGUGCAUCACUUCAAUUACAGGCUUUAGAAAUUAAUGGAGAUUCUCAAGUGUGCCUCUCUUGUCAAUAACGUAGAAAUCUUGCUAAUCUGUCACUAGAACAGUAAAAAACACCCUUGAAAACCCUUGAAAACCCGCGCAACUUCAACUAAAGCCUUUGGAAAAUAGUGUUGCUUUUUAAAAAUUCUGGCAAAAAAGACUAAACUGUUAAUAACGUAGAAAUCUUGCUAAUCUGUCACUAGAACCGUAAAAAACACCCUUGAAAACCCUUGAAAACCCGCGCAACUUCAACUAAAGCCUUUGGAAAAUAGUGUUGCUUUUUAAAAUUCUGGCAAAAAAGACUAAACUGUUAAUAACGUAGAAAUCUUGCUAAUCUGUUACUAGAACCGUAAAAAACACCCUUGAAAACCCUUGAAAACCCGCGCAACUUCAACUAAAGCCUUUGGAAAAUAGUGUUGCUUUUUAAAAUUCUGGCAAAAAAGACUAAACUGUUAAUAACGUAGAAAUCUUGCUAAUCUGUCACUACAACCGUAAAAAACACCCUUGAAAACCCUUGAAAACCCGCGCUACUUCAACUAAAGCCUUUGGAAAAUAGUGUUGCUUUUUUAAAUUCUGGCGGAAGACUUAACGCAACCGUCCCUUUAAAAAGACGCGGCGGGGUUUGUUUACAUCCUGACCCUCGUACGUGGAAGUCUGCAAAGGAAGGAAAUACACCAAACAUGGCCACACUCAUCCGAAUCAAACGACGCGCUGCCGAGGAGCCCCUGGAGACAAUUCUGGUGCGGGCCAAGCGGAGGAAGGUGGAUGAGGGGGUGGAGGGGGCUGUGGGCGGAGCAGACAGUGGAUUGCGUGAUCAGCCGGCAGCCAUUCUUGCCAGAGUGGCCACGGUGGAGACUAAGGAGGCCAGGGUGGAUGCCAGGGUGCUGCAGGAGGCUCAGAAGGGGUGGCAGCUGCGACAGAGGUAUAAGAGGCUUGACCCAAAGGAAGGAAGGAAGGAGGCUGGCAGGAGGGAGGCCAAGGAGAGGGAGAGGGAGAGGAGGUACCAGAUAACAUCAAGUUUUCGAGGUAACAUCACAACAACAACAACAACAACAACAACAACAGCAUCAACAACAACAACAACAACAGCACAAGACAGCAAGGACAGGAAGAGGAAGACAGAAGAAGAAGAAGAAGAACAUGAAGAAGGAGAAGAAGAAGAGAAGAAGAUUAAGAUUUUUGACUCCGAAAUUUCAUCUUUACGAAAUACACAAGAGGAUGUGAUAACCUGCAAUGGAGAGCCUAUGGAGGUUAAAUUUGUGUAUGACCUUUAUUACCUCCCCAGCACUGUGGACUGGGGUGACCUGGUGUGCGAACAAAACAUGUUAAUGGCAGAAGAGGAAGAGGAAGAGGAAGAGGAGGAGGAGGAGGAGGAUGAAAAUGCAGAAGAUAAUUGGAGGAAUGAGUAUCCAGAAGAAGAAGAAGAUGAUGAUGAUGAUGAUGAUGAUGAUGAUGAUGAUGUGGACGCAUAUGACUACAUUACAAGACCAAACAGAAGAAACCUGCUGAGAUGUGAUUCAGAUAGGAGCUUUGACGUGGAAGAGUACGAGGAAGAAGAGGAGGAACCAGCAUUUGAUGACUUUGGUAACCUUGUAAUUGGUUCACUGAGACAUAGGUUGGCUCUCACUAGGCUUACCAGUGAAAGUGAGAGUGACUGAGAGAGAGAGAGAGAGAGAGAGAGAGAGAGUAUAAUGUAAAUAUUUUAUUAUUAAUCAUUCUUGUUUUUGUUAAUCUUAGAAGAGAGAGACAGAGAGAGAGAGAGAGAGACUUAAAUAAAUUCCUUUCCAUAAUAAUAAUAAUAAUAAUAAUAAUAAUGAUAAUAAUAAUAAAAUUUACCAAAGAAAGAUUUAAGAAAGUUUAGCAUUUUUAUAUCAGUUUUCUUUAAAUUUAUUCUAUUUUUAAGGUUAAUUCACAAUAUUUCUUAAGGAUUUGAAUAUAAACUUGUUUUGUAAGA